GUACGAUUGCUGCAUGACUUGCUUCCGAUAUACGCCCGCGAUCUGAAUCUUCAAUCGGAAAGUCGAAUACGUGUCUCUCCCUCGUUUUCAGCAUCGCCGUUACCAACGUCAACCCCAUCCGCACGCAUCCUUGAACCAUUGUGAUCAGCCACGCCCUGGACAUUCAGACACAAUGAACAACAGGCCUGUCGAGCAGGCGCUGGCUACGCUGUUGCCAACGCAUGCGCUUGAUCUCCCCCCAGAGCUCGUCAGCCUAGCCAUGUCUCUUGUCGCACAAUCGCGCAGCUUUUCUUCCAGCUUGAAGCCCGAGGAAGAGAUAGCUCGGCCUCACGCAUGCGCCGAAAUUGCUUGCAAAAGACUCACGCGCGCCCUCAAACUCCCCCCUCUUCUCGGCCAUCCACCAUGUCCUCCGCGACCCUACAAAAAGCUAUACGCAUUCCUCGACCGAUCCCUAUCGACCGGUGCCUCGCGCGCAGGGAGCGCCUCUGCCCCAGGAACCCCUUCACGGACUGGAUCCGCCCCCUCCACACCAACGAAGACAUCACGGACAACACAGAAGACACCAUCAAAGCCCACGGCGACCCCGCGGGGUCUACAAAACACACCCUCAAAAUCGACUCCUCUGAAAAGAGCACUCACCACCGACUCACUCAAUCCUUCCCCAUCCCCUAGACCCCAGAAGCUAGCCAAGUUCCGCCCGAGCGGCCUUUCAACCUCCACCAACAUCCCCGAUGCCCCUGCCUGGGUGAUGACCUCAAUCCGAACCGUCUGCAAGACUCUCUCCACCCCUGCCCCGCGCAUGAGCACCUGGUCCCGACCCCCGAUCUCCAGGACCCUCCCUCCUCAUAUUUUCACCGGCGUAUCCUCCAUCUUACACCUGAUAUCCGAAACCACGGGCAAACACGACGAGGACAUCGACGACGAGAUGAUGGAGUUCCUCCAGCCGAUCAUCAUAGCCACCGACAAAGACAAAGAUGAGGAUUUCAAGGAGCUGAUCUACGCGUUAAUUGUGGCCGUGUACUUCCUCGUCCUUGCCCGUCGACGCCAGCCAAGUGCCUCGGCUGAGAAUUCCGCGCGGGAGCCGGAAGCACAGAAAAUGGAUAAGAAGACCUUCUCGGAGAUGCGGCAGACCGCGCUUGUUAGUCUGGGGCUUUCGUCGACGGAGAGACGGCAUCGCGAGGAUGUGGAUCAGUGGAUUGCGCUUAUAAUGGAGCAGGGGUGGGUCCAUGGGAGGGAGUGGUUCGAGAAUAUCCCACUUGCCGGGGAAUUGGAUGGGGAUGAUGGGUGUUUGGAUGAUCAUGCGGGAGGGUUUGUUGAAGGGGAGGAUGAGCCUGCUCCCCGGUCUCGGAAGCAGAUGGGAGCUGGUCGGGGGCCUCUGAUGGGCGACUCGUCGAGGGGUGGCCUUCUUCCUGGCUUGGGGACUAUGAUGCAGGAUCGUGUGGAUUGGCUGAGUGACGACCGGAGGGAGGAUUACGUCGAGUGGAAGGCGGAUAUGUUGGCACGUAUCGAGCAGAUGGAGAGGAUUGCGCAGCCUGCUUGAACUCAAAGGCCGGGUUCCUUGCCACCGUGGACUAUAGCAAACGACUGAUACUACAAGAUAAUAGAAUAUG
This is a messenger RNA of Aspergillus heteromorphus CBS 117.55, 1610 nucleotides long. RefSeq lists its product as uncharacterized. The transcript has 2 exons. Bases 173 to 1540 code for a protein of 455 amino acids. Gene Ontology annotation, cellular component: nuclear origin of replication recognition complex. NCBI's taxonomy places the organism in Eukaryota, Fungi, Ascomycota, Eurotiomycetes, Eurotiales, Aspergillaceae. The record is from RefSeq and is a predicted model, not a curated record. Gene Ontology annotation, biological process: DNA replication. Gene Ontology annotation, molecular function: DNA binding.